Messenger RNA from Phyllotreta striolata, 2114 nucleotides. Lineage: Eukaryota; Metazoa; Arthropoda; Insecta; Coleoptera; Chrysomelidae. The record is from the annotation of a GenBank genome assembly.
GCGACGGCGACAUGUCUAAACCGUACGUGUUGAUAUUCGAAUCAACAGUUGAAAGGGCAUUCUUUCUGCCAUAGGGGUCCUUUUUGCGAAGCCAUUGGGGAGUUUUCGGGCGAAGGGAGUCGCGGGAUGCAUUCGGCUGUAUCGAUGAAUUUCGCGUUCGGUAUUCUUGUUUUCCUGCUCGGCGUAUACAAGGUAUCGACAUACGAUAUUGACGGUAAUCAGGUGUUGGAGGAGCUCCUGUCCCCGCAGGAGAAUCCCUCCAUUCAAGUGAGGGCGCUGCGCAGGGAGCUGUUGAAAAAAGUUCAGGAGGCCAUAGAUCGGCUCGACGACGAGGAAGGCUAUCAAGCUUUAAUGAGAUUGAAUGGCCUCCCCGAUAAAAGAAAUUUAGAGGCUCUUGCCAGGGCGGGCUACAUCAAAACGAUGCCAGAAGAAGAAGAAGACGACGCCAAUUACAAGAGAAGCAUCGCUAAUUUGGCAAAAAACGGGCAACUCCCCAGGCAGGCAGACGAACAAAAGCGUGGAUUAGAGUCUUUAGCCAGAAAUGGAGACUUACACUCAAGGAACGUCCAGACUCUAUGGGAAAACUUGGCAGACAAGAGACACCUGGGGAGCAUAAUUAAAAAUUACGACGUACCUCCGAUGAGCAAGAAAUCCCUGAGCAGCCUGGCUAAAGCCGGGGAUCUCAACCGCAAGCACGCCCAGUAUAAAAGAAGCCCCCAAGCGGGCUCCGGUAAUCGCCUAUCAAAUGCAAUUAGCAAACAAUCUUCCGGCGAUCUGAGGCGAUUGUUCGACGAUAAGAACGGCAUGGGAGCGGCGAGAGGGAAACGGGAGGCCGAUUAUUAUUACGACGAGAACUACACCCCCGUUUAUCAGAAUGCCUACGACGACGACGAUGAUGAUGAUGUUAUAAGGGACUUGCACCAGGCCUAUCCCGGUAUCGGGAAGCGUUUCUUAGGCUCGGCGAUGAGGAGCGGUUUUCGACCGACCGCGUCCGCUAAAUCCGGAUACCCGAAUCCGGAGAAGAAGCACAUAGGCUCUUUGGCCCGAUUAGGUUGGCUGCCUACGUUUAGGCACAUCAGAAGAUUCAACAGAUCGGGCAGAUCCAGUGUCGGUGAAUGCAGGGCGUCUUCCUCAAAUGGGGAAGCCCAAGUCGACGGCGACGCCCAAAACGCGUCGAUACUACUAAAAUCCAGCGACGGAUAUUCCUACAAGUCGCCCGGCGAGUCUGCUUAUCUGAAACGGAUUUUUUACCAUCCUAACGUCAGCAAAUUUUACUAAAUUAACGAACGCAUCCCGAACGAAAAUGUGGUUGAUAGAAUUGAUUGUUUUAAUUUUCUCGUAAUCGCCUACCGAAUAUUCAAUUAAUUCUUUUAUCGCGCUGGUUUUUUAAUUGGAUUUUUAACAUAUCAGAGCGUUUUUUAAUAACAUAUCUGGUACACAUAUCCGUAAAUUCUAUCGACUAUUUCCUAUCGAUAUCACAUCUUUCGAGAGCAAUUCUCCAAUCAAGAAUAUCAUCAUCAUACAUAUUAACGCUAGAUUCUAGAAAUAGGUUAGGCCAAUUUAUAUAUUCUAUAAUCUAUUUAAACCAGUUCGUCCCACUGUAGUUCUUCUUUACUAACCGAGACAAUAAUUUAUUCGAUAAUAAAAAAAUAAAUUGAUUUUAAUUUUUGGUGGAGGAACUAGGUUAACACAAUAUUAUUAUUGGUACAUUUACAUUUAUUGAUUUAUGUGUAGACAUGAUUAGAGGAUUGCGAAUCCGAUACGUAACAACAAAAUUAACAAUUUGGUCUUCCACAGUAAAUGUUUUAUCGAGACAAAAUCAGUUUUGCAACGCAUUAUUUCUGCUAUAGUGGGAUUUCGAUGUUAUAAUUCCUAUUUAGUUUCCUUGAUAAAAAUGGGGCUGGAUUUUUUCGAAAAUAUGCGCUGUGUGGGACAAUAUUAAAUGAAUAAAACUAAUCAAGUAUUUAAGACAAUAAGUGUUUAUCCUUAGACAAUAAAUCGAGGACGAUAAUAUCUACAUAUGUUUGUAAAAAUAGGCUCUCUUGCCGGUAUUUAUUUAGAAGUGGUAUUAUAUUAAUGUAAUAUAAAUGUCAAUAAAAAAAUAUAUAAUGGAG